CACACAUUUUCUCGGAGCACCUUUCGUAUAGCACCAUUGAAGAUUAAAAAACAUGGCCCAGAUACUUGUUCUAGCUGUGGUCGUCAGUAUAAUGCAUUGUAUCGGAGGGACGUAUUACGGCAAUCCAAGAGAACCAAGAACUGAGAUAAUCUGCGAAAACAACAGAGAAACACUAAAUUGCCCGCCGGGUUUAAAUCUCAACAUUUUGUCGGCGAAUUACGGUAGGACUAACAGAGGAACCUGCCACAAUCCAUACAUACUCACUGAUAACUGCCGGGAACCAAGGAGCCUGUCGAUUGUUAAGCGAUGCUGCCAGGAUAAAAAGUCGUGCACUCUUGAAGCCACCAACUCUAUAUUUGGAGACCCCUGCUUCGGUACCUACAAGUAUCUGGAGGUCCGCUACAAAUGCGACGGCUACUAAGGCAUUACGGACACAUUCCGAAUUGGCGUAAACCUUGUGAAAUGGUUUACAUCUCGCGCUGUUUCUGAAAAUUUAAAUAUUUACCUAUUUUAACAAGCCAUAACUUAUAAAGAUUAAAUAACAGUCAUUUUGGUAGUUCUUGUCAAUUAGCUGAAAGUACGUAACAUUGACACUGUAUAUUUCAAAUCAAGCGAACCCCAUGGGUGUUUGUUCUCAACAUACGCCCCGUAGUAGAGUCAUCCUUCCAAUCCUGUCAUGACUAGUAUCCUGAGAAAAACAACAUUUUUAUCAGAGACAUUACGUUUCUUUUAAUAAUCCUUCGUAAUUGCAAAACAU
This is a messenger RNA of Dreissena polymorpha, 757 nucleotides long. Its product is annotated as L-rhamnose-binding lectin ELEL-1-like. Bases 53 to 421 code for a protein of 122 amino acids. The record is from RefSeq and is a predicted model, not a curated record. Gene Ontology annotation, molecular function: carbohydrate binding. The transcript is spliced from 3 exons. NCBI's taxonomy places the organism in Eukaryota, Metazoa, Mollusca, Bivalvia, Myida, Dreissenidae.